Messenger RNA from Cercopithifilaria johnstoni, 222 nucleotides. The record is from the annotation of a GenBank genome assembly. Lineage: Eukaryota; Metazoa; Nematoda; Chromadorea; Rhabditida; Onchocercidae.
AUGCAGUUACAGUUGGGUCAGCAAAAUAGUUGCAGAGAGUCAGAAUCUGUAAAAUUCAUUAGAUCAAAUCUUGACACUGAAACUAGUGCCGAGGAAAUGAAGCCACUUAGGAAUAUGUCAGAGGAAAGUGAAUUAUCACGUUCUGUAAUGGCGUCAGCAUCCUCAGAGUAUGAAGGUGAAAAGCAGUCAAGAAGAAAUAAGUUACUGGCCAGGAAGAAAUAA